Molecule: messenger RNA, 1122 nt
Organism: Necator americanus (New World hookworm)
Lineage: Eukaryota; Metazoa; Nematoda; Chromadorea; Rhabditida; Ancylostomatidae
Exons: 13
Coding region: 1-1122 (373 amino acids)
Molecular function (GO): phosphatase activity
Source: RefSeq, a predicted model, not a curated record
AUGCCUGAAAGCUCGAUCCGGAUGCAUAGAAUGCUAUUGAGAAGUCUUAUUUGGCAGACAAUAAUCCCGUUCUUCUUCAUUUUUAUCCCUAUCGUUCUGCUUAUUCUAUCAGUAACAUCACAAAAUAUUUUCAUAGAAGGAGCAGGAACCCCGUAUUACGCCAAACUCUUUCCCGCCAUCGCUCUUUGCGUUUUUUCAUUUUAUUCCAUAGCUCAUAUUACCGUUAUGAUGACAUUUACGAAACCAUAUCGGAGGUUCUUCUCAUCAAGGCUUCCGCGACGGCGACGUGGUCGACAUGGUCACAUAAAAUACAAAGGAGUCACUUUGAUCACAAUGAUUCCUGUUGUUCCUCAAAUUGAUCGGGCGAGUGAUUCACCAAUUCCUGAAUUUGUUCCCAUAGCUCGCGAAUGUGGCCCGGGCUUGAUGGAGGCUAAGCCCGCAGUCACACAUAUAAUAUUUGAUUUCGAUGGCCUUUUAGUCGAUACUGAGCCGUGCUACACUAUUGCAAAUAAGGCAAUCCUUGGCAAAUAUGGUCACGAAUUCACCACAGAGAUGAAAGGAAAAAUGAUGGGUCGAAAGCCAAUGGAAGCAAUCGUUUGGUUGUUAGAAGAGGUAGGAUUAACGGGCAAAAUCACACCAGAAGAAUAUGCCCUGCACUACGACGUCAUGCUUGCUGAAAUGUUUAGAAAAUGCCGUGCCCUUCCAGGAGCCGAGCGGUUGGUGCGACAUUUUGCUGAGAAAGGUAUCCCAAUGGCGAUAUGUUCAGGAUCCUGUAGCCGUAGCUUUUCAUAUAAAGCGGAGAACCAUAGAGAAUGGGUUGACUUGAUUCCUAUACAUGUUCUUUGUGGUGACGACGAGAGCAUCGAAAGGGGAAAACCACACCCGGACGGGUUUCUUGAAACAAUGAAAAGGUUUCCCGAACAGCCAGCUUCUGCAUCGCAUGUUCUUGUUUUCGAGGAUGCUCCAAAUGGUGUGAAAGCUGCUCUAGCUGCAAGAAUGCAAUGCGUUAUGGUCCCCGAUGAUAUGUUUCGUGAUGAAGCUAGAACGUUACGCGCGGACAGAAUCCUUACAACUCUUGAAGACUUCAAACCGGAGGAAUUCGGCUUACCGGCAUUCGACUAG